Molecule: messenger RNA, 1302 nt
Organism: Cooperia oncophora
Lineage: Eukaryota; Metazoa; Nematoda; Chromadorea; Rhabditida; Trichostrongylidae
Source: the annotation of a GenBank genome assembly
AUGAACGCGGAGGAAUCUAAUGAAUUCAAAAAGGUCCGCGUCUUUGCCUCGUUGCCACGUACCGUUCGAGGCUUCCCUACGGUGAUUGGUUCCAGCCCGAAAGGUGAUAAAAUCAUUUACUGUAAUGGGAACUCUGUCUUCAUCGUCGAUGUUGAGGACGUCACCAAUGUGGACAUCUAUACCGAGCAUCCAGUGGCAACCACUGUCGCCAAGAUGAGUCCCAGCGGUUUCUACAUAGCAUCCGGAGAUAGCGCUGGAAAUGUGCGUAUAUGGGAUACAACUCAGAUCACUCACAUUUUGAAAGCAACUUAUCAGGUGUUUUCUGGAAGCGUUCGCGAUAUCGCAUGGAACGAUGACAGCAAACGGAUAGCUGCUGUUGGAGAAGGACGUGAAAGAUUUGGUCAUGUAUUUUUGUUCGACACGGGCACAUCAAAUGGUAACCUUUCCGGCCAGUCCAGGCCAAUGAGCAGUAUUGAUUUUCGCCCCGCAAGACCUUACCGUCUUGUAAGCGGGUCGGAGGACAACACUGUUGCGAUCUUUGAAGGACCACCGUUCAAGUUUAAGACGACAUUCCAUGAACAUUCUCGAUUUGUUCAUGUUACACGGUACAGUCCGGACGGCUCUCUCUUCGCAAGUGCUGGUGCUGAUGGAAAGGGAGGUGCUGCCCACGCUGGAAGCGUAUUCGGACUGGCUUGGUCACCUUGCGGUCAGAAGAUUGCCACAGCAUCCGGGGACAAAACGGUAAAAAUCUGGAAUGUUCCGGAGAAAUCUCUCACAAAAGUGGUAACCUUCGGCGACUCCACUGAGGACCAACAGAUUGGAAUCUCAUGGAGCCCAAAGGCUCUCGUAUCAGUUUCACUUGCAGGAUUCCUUAACUUUAUCGAUCCUGAAGGAAAUAUAACUAGGGUAGUUCAUGGUCACAAUAAGGGAAUAACAACACUAGCGCUUUCUUCUUGCAAACAAUGGCUGAUUACAGCCGAUUUUGAGGGGCAUAUAUCUCGUUGGAAUAUUUCAAAUGGCGAGUCGAUUCGAGUCCAACCAGCUCUUCACAAAUCUCAGGUGGUGGGGUUGACUACUGGAAAAGAUGAAGUCGUGAUCAGCUGUGCAUGGGACGAUACAGUCCGUUUUACUCGCGGAGUCAUGGGCAGUCCUGAUUCCAUACAGUCAUCAAGUGUGAAUUUGCCAUCACAGCCACAAGGUAUGGCUUCGGAAGGUCACUCGACUGUUAUAGCAUGUUACAAGAACAUUUUGGUGUUUGAGGUUGGAGGUCUCUUACGCAGGGGUAAGGAUGUUCAUUCGUAA